Molecule: messenger RNA, 2177 nt
Organism: Hyaloscypha bicolor E
Lineage: Eukaryota; Fungi; Ascomycota; Leotiomycetes; Helotiales; Hyaloscyphaceae
Product: VHS-domain-containing protein
Exons: 4
Coding region: 113-2092 (659 amino acids)
Biological process (GO): Golgi to vacuole transport; protein transport to vacuole involved in ubiquitin-dependent protein catabolic process via the multivesicular body sorting pathway; Golgi to endosome transport
Cellular component (GO): trans-Golgi network
Molecular function (GO): ubiquitin binding; phosphatidylinositol binding
Source: RefSeq, a predicted model, not a curated record
ACCAACUUGCGCCUCACCACCUCACAGCUUGCCUUGCGCAACAAGCAACCUGUUUACAUCGCAUCCGUCCUACUCGUCGCUGGUAAAAUUAAAAAUACCCCCCAGCCCCUUCAUGGAGGCAACAUCUGCGAGGAUGGCGGCCAGAGACCGCUUCGGCGCCAUGGGUGAUCCAGGCCCCUCAACUCUCCAGCGAUACAUCCAGCAGGCCUGCAGCCACGAAAACCCCGAGCCCAACCUGGCGAUGAACCUCGAGAUCGCAGACCUAAUCAACUCGAAGAAAGGAAAUGCACCGCGGGAGGCAGCGGUAGCUAUCGUCAAUUACAUCAAUCAUAGGAACCCGAACAUCUCCUUGCUGGCUCUCAACUUGCUCGAUAUUUGCGUCAAGAACUGCGGAUACCCGUUUCACCUUCAGAUCAGUACCAAGGAAUUCCUUAAUGAGCUCGUGAGGAGGUUCCCUGAGAGGCCCCCGAUCAGACCGACGAGAGUGCAAAUGAAGAUACUGGAAGCGAUUGAAGAAUGGAGGGGCACAAUAUGUCAGACCUCUAGGUACAAGGAGGAUCUGGGAUUCAUACGGGAUAUGCACAGGCUGCUCAGUUACAAGGGCUACGUGUUUCCGGAGGUUAGGAGGGAGGAUGCUGCGGUCUUGAACCCCAGUGAUAAUCUAAAAUCUGCGGAAGAAAUGGAAGAGGAAGAACGGGCGGCGCAAUCUGCGAAACUCCAAGAAUUAAUUCGACGUGGCGGACCAGAAGACCUACAAGAAGCGAAUAGAUUGAUGAAAAUCAUGGCAGGAUAUGAUACCCGGACGAAGACGGAUUACAGAGCAAAAGCGGCAGAGGAAGUCGGAAAGGUUCAACAAAAAGCGAGAUUACUGGAAGAGCGACUAGAAGCCUUCAAGCCAGGCGAUGUCAUGGUCGAGGGAGACGUCUACGAGGAGCUCGCCUCAGCACUUCAGAGCGCACACCCAAAGAUCCAGAAGAUGUGCGAAGAGGAAUCUGAUGAUCAUGAAGCUGUGGCAAAGUUAUUGGAGAUCAAUGACAGCAUACAUCGAACGGUGGAGAGGUAUAAGCUAAUGAAGAAGGGAGAUGUGGAUGCUGCAUCCAGGAUCGCAAAGGGGACACUAGGUACGAGCACUGGGGUGGGGAAGAAUGCAGCGAACGAGCUCUCCUUAAUCGACUUUGACGCCGAUGCGGAGACCAAUGGAAGCAGUUCUGCGGCCCCAACUGGAAGUCAGCCUGGAGGAUUAGAAGACGACCUAUUAGGUCUUUCCAUGUCUGAUAGCAGCUACGGACAAGGAGGUGGAAUUACUCUCGGAUUUGGGAACAAUACGAACCUACCUGGCCCUGCUCUGAUUUCAUCCACAACAGAGCACAGCACCGCGAGAGGGCCCACGCCUACUCGAUCACCAGCCCCACCACAAGCUCCCACCCAACCUAAACCUAACUACUCUCCUUUUUCUGCCUUUGGCACUCCAGCUCCACAGUCAACGACCCCUCAGCCUUCCUUAUUCCAGCAGCAGCAGGCCCAGCAGCAAGCGACCCUUGCAAAGCAGCAACAGCACGCCCCGGCACUAGAUCCCUUCGCAGCUUUAGCUUCGCCUGUACGACAAUCUACACCGCAGCAAGCACAACCUACACACUCUAUUUUUGAUUUCGGCAAUCGCCAAUCAGCCCCGGCCGCAGCUGCGGAUGACGACGAAUGGGCUUUUUCGUCCGCGUUACCAGAAGGCCUCCCAUCUGAAAACACAAUUUCAGUCAGCGAAACAGCUCUAGGCAUCUCGCUUCAUGCGACCCGUGAACCGACAACCCCAGCUGUGAUCACACUGUCCUUAUCCUUCUCAGGUAAAACAGAUCAACCAAUAUCCGACUUAGAAUUCGCGGUUGCAGUGACCAAGAAAUACGCAUUGAAACUACAACCACAGAGUGGACGAAGGCUACAGCCUCAUGAACAAGCUGGCGUGAAGCAGAUCGGUCACCUGACAGGUGUCGAGCAAGGGAAAGGAGAUACGGUCAAGUUACGGUGGAAAGCAUCGUACAAGGUCAAUGGCUUACCAAUACAAGAACAAGGAGAGAUUUCAUCAUUAGGUAUUGCGUGAUGAAGGGAGUCAUAUAGAAUCUAACACAUUUAUGGCUAUGGCCACAGCCGACACAGCCGAGCUCAGAGAGAUUACAUGCUUGAGG